UCUGCGCAGUAGAGAUAAUAGCCCCAGAUAAAUGUUGUAUUUUGGUUCACUUUGAGGUUGUUUAGCAGGUGGUGUGUGUCGUCUUUAAUCCUACACAUUAAGACUAUAUUCUGCACUGACGUGAGGUUUGUCGGUGACGGUCAUAUAAAUAUAUAUACUUGACGGUAUUUCCUUGUUGAAAACCAUGGCUGAUUCGGCGGCAUCACAGGACCAGAAAUUCUGUUUACAGGAGGUGCUCGACACGUUCAAGCUCUGUCUGUCGGAAAAGAAGGAAGUUUACCUGCAACACUAUGUCGAUGGCUGGCGUGGGCUUGUCAAGCUUCUGAACAGCUUAGGCAACGUCUUUGGCUUCAUUUCCAAGGAUGCUGUCAGCAAGAUCCAGAUUCUGGUCAACCACCUGAGUGGGGAGAAUGGGUCUCAAUACGUCACUGUCCAGUCGAUGGUAAAAUAUGAGAUGGACAAUGGACUUGUGGACCUGACCAAGAGAGGCAGCCACCCCGAGUCGGGCUGCCGUACUCUGCUGAGGCUCCACCGUGCACUGAGGUGGCUGGAUCUUUUCCUGGAGAGACUCCGCACCAGCACUGAGGACGACAAGACGUCCGUCAUGUGUGCAGAGGCGUACAAUCAGUCUCUUGCCCGGCACCACCCAUGGGUGGUCCGGACAGCAGCGGGCGUGGCAUUCUGCGUGCUCCCUGGCCGUCCUGCUUUCUUUGAGGUGAUGAAUGUCGGCCCCCCAGAAAAUGUUGUGGCCAUACUGGGAGAAGCACUGCCUCUAAUCUCUGAGGUGUACCAAGUUACGGAGGAACUUUAUGCUCAAAAUAAUCUGCUGGAUAUACCAUAGAGAGCAAGAAAACUGUUAUUUGCUAAAUUACAUGGUUGAAUAUCAACAUGUACCUGCUGACAGGCUGUUGAGCAAGCUGCUACUUCUGUAAAGAGAAUUUGAUAAAGGUUGUGUAAUAUCUAUACGGUGUUGGGCAGAAAUAAUGAAUCUUAAUGUCGCUGACAUUAGUAUAUACCUACUACAUUAUCAGGUUUUUAAUAUAAACCUGUUAUAACAUGUAAUAUUCCAUGUUUGUCUUUUCUCUGUAAAUCAUCUGUUUCAUUCAGUGUUUUAUUUGUAGGUUGAUUUGGUUUCAUUUAAACAGAUGAAGGGAAUAUAGGGGGAAUCACAUUGCUCUUUUUUUUGCUGCCAACAGCUAUUUGUUUUCAUUGUUUAUUCAAACAAAAACAAACAAACUAAACUGAUGUGUCUUUUUUGGGGGGAGGUCAUUUCAAAUACCAAGUUAUUUCUUUUCAUGUUCAUCAAAUUAAGACAUUUGCUACUUUUCUUGUACUGACAAUGUAAUCUGUGAUUCGAUUUGCACUGAUUUAAUACUGGACCAAUUAGGUGACAAAGAAAAUAAUUGUUGUUUGGUGCCCUGUUUGGAUCUGAUGCCGAUGACGAUUUGUACAAAUCAGGGAAAUGUAAUAAUAGGGUAACUGAUUUCAUAUAAUAAUAUUAACUCAUUUAUGCUCCCACUACAGAACGGAAAUCUCUCAUAUGUGAUAACACAGAUAAUGUACACUGGUCAUGGAUUUAAAAUACAGGGAAACUGCAUUUUAGUAGGCAACCACAGUUUUACUUAUCCAGAGACUAAAAGAAAAACUACACAAAUUUACUCAUGCAAAUAUCACUAAAAGAUUUGCUUAGAGCAAAAUUCAGUAAAAUAUCUGAUGAAUCACAGCCAGAACUUUAUUUUCAUUGUAAAUUAUAUUAUUGAAGCUAUGAAGGACAAACAUGCUGGUUUUAUAGCUACUGUAAGGGUCAAAUUGGAUGGUGUAUUGGUUUACAGGAAUGUACUGUAUGUUAUAUACAUAUAUAUAUAUAUAUAUAUAUAU
Molecule: messenger RNA, 1878 nt
Organism: Solea senegalensis (Senegalese sole)
Lineage: Eukaryota; Metazoa; Chordata; Actinopteri; Pleuronectiformes; Soleidae
Product: ceramide-1-phosphate transfer protein
Exons: 2
Coding region: 185-841 (218 amino acids)
Biological process (GO): intermembrane lipid transfer; ceramide transport
Cellular component (GO): cytoplasm; membrane; cytosol
Molecular function (GO): ceramide 1-phosphate binding; ceramide 1-phosphate transfer activity
Source: RefSeq, a predicted model, not a curated record